UGCUCGCCUGUGCGCCGCUGCCCGGUGUCACCUCGUUGUCCGUCCGGCGCGCCGUUGCCCGCCGCUCGGUGCUCAGCCCGGGGAUGCUGCCCGCCGCCGCAGAGAUGGAGUUGGAGCACAAACACGGCGAAGUGUCGGACGGAGUUUGAGACAAAGGGAGCGGGGCUUUAGCGUCAGAUUGUCCGGCUCGCCUCGCCGCUGGAUGGGUGUUCGUCGAAACUUAAGGUCGUGAAUCUAACAUCCCGGGCGAAGAUGAAGCUGCUGAAGCCGAGCUGGGUGAGCCACAACGGCAAACCCAUAUUUUCAGUCGACAUCCAUCCUGAUGGGACUAAAUUUGCAACCGGUGGCCAAGGGGAGGAUUCGGGGAAGGUGAUGAUCUGGAACAUGGCGCCGGUCCUCAGAGAGGAGGAUGAGAAGAACGAGAAUGUUCCCAAAAUGCUUUGCCAGAUGGACAAUCACCUAGCCUGUGUGAACUGUGUGCGCUGGUCCAACAAUGGCUUGUAUCUGGCCUCGGGCGGUGACGACAAGCUGGUCAUGGUGUGGAAACGAGCUGCAUUCAUCGGUCCGAGCACGGUGUUCGGGUCCAGCAGCAAGCUGGCCAACGUGGAGCAGUGGAGGUGUGUCACCAUCCUGAGGAACCACACUGGAGAUGUGAUGGACGUGGCGUGGUCUCCUCACGACGUCUGGCUCGCCUCCUGCAGCGUCGACAACACCAUCGUAAUCUGGAACGCUCGCAAAUUCCCAGAGAUGGUGACCUGCCUGCGAGGACACACCGGCCUGGUUAAAGGCCUGACAUGGGACCCGGUGGGGAAGUACAUCGCCUCGCAGGCCGACGACCACAGCCUCAAAGUGUGGAGGACGGUGGACUGGCAGAUGGAGGCCAACAUCACCAAACCCUUCAGCGAGUGCGGUGGUACGACCCACGUCCUGCGUCUGUCCUGGUCUCCAGACGGUCAGUACCUGGUGUCGGCCCACGCCAUGAACAACUCCGGACCCACGGCUCAGAUCGUGGAGAGGGACGGCUGGAAGACCAACAUGGACUUCGUGGGCCACCGUAAAGCCGUCACCGUGGUGAAAUUCAACCCAAAGAUCUUCAAGAAGAAGCAGAAGAACGGCAGCUCUCCUAAACCCAGCUGUCCAUACUGCUGCUGCGCCGUCGGCAGCAAAGACCGGUCGCUGUCCGUCUGGCUCACCUCGCUGAAGCGCCCUCUGGUGGUCAUCCACGAUCUCUUCGAUAAAUCCAUCAUGGACAUUUCCUGGACUCUGACCGGUCUGGGGAUGCUGGUGUGUUCGAUGGACGGCACCGUGGCCUACCUGGACUUUUCCCUGGACGAGCUGGGAGACCCGCUGAGCGAAGACGAGAAGAACACCAUCCACCAGAACAUCUACGGUAAGAGUCUGGCCAUCACCAGCACCGAGGCCCAGCUCUCCACCACCAUCAUCGAGAACCCAGAGAUGCUCAAGUACCAGCAGGAGCGGCAGAACUCGGCCCAGGCCAACGCCGGACCGGGCGGCGCCGGGCCCGAGUCCUCGGCACCCAAACUGAACAGCGUGAUGAACGGGGAGUCUCUGGAGGACAUCAGGAAGAACCUUUUGAAGAAGCAGGUGGAGACGAGGACGGCGGACGGCCGGCGACGGAUCACGCCGCUCUGCAUCGCUCAGCUGGACACCGGGGAUUUCUCUCCGGCUCUGUUCAACAGCGUUCCCAUCCUGCCGUCGGGUUCGUCCAUGUCCAGCCAGCUCACCAACCAGCUCAGCUCCGACUCCAGCCCGGGACAGCUGAGGCCGAGCCACGACGCCAUGCUCACCUCUCCUCCUGCCAACAGCGCCGCCAAGGGGCUGGAGGACAACAACGACGGCGUGAAGUCCAGCCUGCUGCUCACUUCUGCCUCCAAGAUCGAGCCGAUGAAAGCUCUGGACUCCAGGUUCACGGAGAGGUCGAAGGCCACGCCGGGGGUCACGGCCGCCAUCUCCUCCACCGCCGGGCUCACGCCUCUGGACAGCAGGCCGAAGGACGCCCUCUCUGCCCUGAAAGACGCCAAAACCAAAGAGGAGACCAGCAGCGACAGCGAGGACAAGAUGGCCGCCAUCAACAAGAACCUGGCGUUCGGGAAGAGGAAACCCGAGCUGCUGCUGGACGGAGGAGAGGUGGUGGAGAAGAGGAAGAAGGGACGGCCCAGGAAAGACAAGGUGGCCGCCAGCAUCCCCCAACCGUUCCCCCAGGUAACUCCUCCAGCAGAACGUGAAGCCAGCAGGGUCUCGGCUCCUCCAGCUCCAAUCGCUGUUCUCAAACUACCAACGCCGAGCACAAAGAAGGCCUUCAGUCUGCAGGUGAGCAUGGAGCCGUCGGUGUUCCUGGAGGUGGAGAACGAGGUGUCGGUGGUCGCCGGGUCCAAGCUCAGUCAGCUGAGAUGCUCCAGAGACGGUCGGGACUGGAACACUCUGCUGCCCAGCUCAGUGGUCACGGCUGCAGGCAGCAGUGACGUCCUCGCCGUCGCCUGUGAGGACCGGAUGUUGUCGGUGUUUUCCUCGUGUGGUCGGCGGCUCCUCCCCUCCAUCCAGCUCUCCACGCCGGUGUCUGCGCUGCAUUGCUCCGCCCACUUCGUCAUGGUUCUGACCGCCGGGGCGACGCUUUCCGUCUGGGAUGUUCAUAAACAGAAGGCUCUGGUGAAGAACGAGUCCCUGCUGACCAUCUUAUCUGGUGCCGACACCUCAGUGUCUCAGUCUCUGCUGACCCAGCAGGGAGUCCCGGUCAUCGGACUGUCCAACGGGAAGUCGUACUGCUUCAGCUCCUCCCUGGAGACCUGGACUCUGAUAGCAGAUAAAGGAGACUCUCUGGUCCAGUGUGCCGACUUCAGGAGCUGCCUGCCUACCCACGAUGCACCUGUGUCUUCAGGACCGCUGGCCGUCAUGCAGGGACGCAACCUCAACGCCGGUCGGCUGGCGUCACGACUCUCCUCCACGCCUCAUCAUCUGCAGCAGAGCAUGACGUUGGCCUUCCUGGAGAACCAGCUGGCGUCGGCUCUGACGCUGCAGUCGGCGCAGGAGUACCGAUACUGGCUGCUCAUCUACGCCCGGUUCCUCGUCAACGAAGGUUCAGAGUAUCGUCUCAGAGAACUCUGUAAGGAGCUGCUGGGUCCCGUCCACAAAUCAGCAGCGACGUCCUGGGAGCCGACAACUCUGGGUCUUCGUAAACGGGAGCUGCUGCGGGAAGUUUUACCCGUCAUCGGCGAAAACCUGCGAUUCCAGAGACUCUUCACCGAAUACCAAGACCAGCUGGAGCUGCUGCGCAACAAAUAACACAAACAGACUCGCACAAAAACACACAAACGGGCCGACACCGGCUCGAAUCGCUGCCCGGACUUGACAAACACGACCCGAGUGUUUCAGAACUUUAGCCGCUUUUCUGGCCGUCACUCACCGAGAAGUUUCUGUUUUUUCAGUUUGAACUUUUGUCUUUUUAUUUUUCUUUCCUUCAAUAUAAAUGUGCUUUCUCUGGCCUAUGCACCUCCUCCUGCCCUCCCAAUUAUGAAAUUAAACACUGAAGAGAGACGCUGAUCUGGAGGUUUGGUUCUGUAGCUUCAGAAUCUCAGAGAUGAAAAUAAGAAUCGGACGUAAAACGGAGCAAUAUGUUGGUACCAAAGUGAUCCAGAGGAGGGUUUAUGCAGCCGGAGGUGGUUCUUCUGGAGCCAAAAUGUGAAAGAAAGAUGAUUUAACUCAGACAAACACUCGACUACAGGAGGGAAUUCUGGGAAAUGGAGUCACAAGGGAUGAAACAAAGCUUCUUAAAUGGCACUUGUUACAGAAAAAUGUGCACAAACAAAGAAAAAGCACAAAUUUUGGGCUUUCAGAGCCUGAUCUGUUUUGUGGUUCUCUGUCUGCAAAAUGUGCAAAACUACCUGAUUUGUGGCUGUUCAUUCUGGAUUUAAUCUCUAAAUGUGGUGCGUUUAGCCAACGAUAACCUCAAAAAGUCAUUUUUGUGCAUCUGAGGAAUCAGCCAAAAACCACAAAAACACCUUAACAUGAUGCCAGAGUAAAUAAGACAAGUAGAAAACCGAUUCCAGACGCUGAUUAGAAACAGUCGACACCUCUAAAAUCAACCAGAUCAAACGUUUUGCAGAUGAUGUUGGAUUAUACAUAUUUAAUAUCGAUCAUGGAAAGUCAGAUUAAAUCAUAUUUGAUGAGUUCUUGUCAGCGGCGUGGCUACAAGACGCAACUAUAGGUCAAAAAAAUCUCAUUUUUCUUACUCCUCUGGAUAAAUGUGUCUUAUAAUCAUGUUGGAUCCGAUCAGAGAAGCGUUUUCCGUUUGUUCUUUUGUAAAUAAGCUGAAAGUAAUCGUGAAAAGAACACAACCAGGACUUUUUAAAGCUGCGAUUCUCUUCGUGUUUCUCUGCCAAAACCACUUGGAGGAAACCAGGACUAAAGGGAGGAGAGUUUAGUCAUUGUGUCUGUUAGCAGGUUUCACAUUGAGUUUUAUUCCGAUUCUUUUCCCUCUUGGUUCAUUUCUCUUGUUUUUUGUUUUAUUUUGAUGUUAGUUGUUUUUUUUUUAUGUUUCUAAAAUGUUUAUUUUGUUGUUUUGGAUUUUCUAUAAGAAAAAGAAAAAAAUGAGCAGCUGAAAUUUUGCUUUGGAAGAAGAAAGUGAAAAUUAAACUAAUGAGGAACA
Molecule: messenger RNA, 4663 nt
Organism: Amphiprion ocellaris (clown anemonefish)
Lineage: Eukaryota; Metazoa; Chordata; Actinopteri; Pomacentridae
Product: protein HIRA
Exons: 25
Coding region: 253-3300 (1015 amino acids)
Biological process (GO): chromatin remodeling; DNA-templated transcription; regulation of DNA-templated transcription
Cellular component (GO): HIR complex; nucleus
Molecular function (GO): nucleosome binding; protein binding
Source: RefSeq, a predicted model, not a curated record